GGAUCAUUUUACUCAAUUGGGGAAUCCGGGUAACAGGCCGCAUUAGGAAAUUUUUCAAUCGUUCCACGACAGAACAAACUUUCAUAUGAAUCAAUUAACCAGUUUAUAUAUGUUACAGUUUCUAUGUGUUAAAUUUCUUCUAAAGGUGAAAGCAUAUUAUAAGUUAGAUUAAGUAAAAUGUCAGACUCUGGUGAAGCUAAUCCUUUAUUUAUUUUUGCUACUAUUGCAGCUAUAAUUGGAUCAUUUAUUUCAUUAUAUUAUUAUAAACUUGCCAACAAAAAUCAACCAGUUUUAAAACCUGAUCAAUUUCAAAAAUUCCCAUUAAUUGAAAAGACUAGAGUCAGUCAUAAUUCUGCUAUUUAUAGAUUUGGUUUACCAAAAUCUACUGAUAGAUUAGGUUUACCAAUCGGACAACAUAUUUCUAUUGGUGCUACUAUUAAUGGUAAAGAAGUUGUUAGAUCUUAUACUCCAAUUAGUACUGAUGAUGAAUUAGGAUACUUUGAUUUAUUAAUUAAAACUUAUGAAAAUGGUAAUAUUUCCAAACAUGUAGAAUCUAAAAAAGUUGGUGAACAUGUUGAAAUUAGAGGACCAAAGGGAUUCUUUACUUACACUCCAAAUAUGGUAGAAAGUUUUGGUAUGAUUGCUGGUGGUACUGGUCUUGCUCCAAUGUUUCAAAUAAUUACUGCCAUCUUAAAGAAUCCUGCUGAUAAGACUAAGAUUAGUUUAGUUUAUGCUAACGUUACUGAAAAUGAUAUUUUAUUAAAAGCUGAAUUAGAAAAAUUCGAAGAAGAACAUGCCGAUCAAUUCAAAGUUCAUUACGUUUUAAAUGAAGCUCCACAAGGUUGGACUGGAUCAGUUGGUUUUGUUACUCCAGAAAUUAUUGAUAAAUACUUACCAAAGGCUUCAGAAAAUACCAAUUUAUUAUUAUGUGGACCACCACCAAUGAUUAGUGCUAUGAAAAAGGCUGCUGUUUCUUUAGGUUAUCAAAAGGCUAAGCCAGUUAGUAAAUUAGGUGAUCAAGUCUUUGUGUUUUAGAUAGAUAGAAAGAGAGUAGACAACAAAUUAUUAUUAUUAUUAUAAUUAUAACUAAAACUAAAACUAAAACUAAAACUAAAACUAUAUCUAUAUAAUAAUGUUUAUAUUCUAUAUCAUAUACUACCCCUAUUAACAAUUUAAGUCAUUUUGCAUCUAUUGCGAACUC
This is a messenger RNA of Scheffersomyces amazonensis, 1201 nucleotides long. RefSeq names its product Cbr1p (gene CBR1). Lineage: Eukaryota; Fungi; Ascomycota; Pichiomycetes; Serinales; Debaryomycetaceae. The transcript has a single exon. Bases 178 to 1035 code for a protein of 285 amino acids. Gene Ontology annotation, cellular component: plasma membrane; endoplasmic reticulum. The record is from RefSeq and is a predicted model, not a curated record. Gene Ontology annotation, molecular function: oxidoreductase activity.